GCAGUGCUGAUGAUCCUUUUCACUAAAGUAGCCAUCGCAGCAGCAAGCAGCGCCAAGGACAGCUCCUCUUACUCAACUAACCACUGAACGAAAGAAACCUGCGCUUCUUUGUGCUUGAACUUUACCCGCUUCUCUCCGGAAAAAACAGCACUACCGCCUCCUACCCCCGCUUCUCGCAGGACGAGAAACUUAGCGCCCCGCUCCCUCAGAUAUUAGAUUCCUCCAAAACGCGCCCGAUUGGCUUUUUUUUAAUUUAAGGAUGGCCUCCCCGCCCACCGUACAGUCUCCUGCUGCGAGGAAUUAUGGGGGAUGUAGUCUUGUGUGCUAAAGAGGGGACGUUGGAAGGUAAAGAAACUGCAGCAAGCGGCGUGUGCUUUUUCCUCUUGGCGGAAGUGGACUCAACGUGGUCGUCCGGUAGAAGCUUUGUGAGCCGGAUCCUGCGGCGGAGAAAGAAGCCGGCAGACUCCUUUGAGGCCUGCUUCUCAGCCUCGCGCACCAAGAACGCGGAGCCCAGUCAAAUCUCAGGAAUGUCUACUGCAAAAGAGAAGAAAAGGGCCAAGAAAAUGAAAAACCAGCCUACCAGUGUGACCUUUCCCUUGGACGGUGGGCCUAGCCCUAGUGAAAUACACUUUCGGAAUGGAGGUGAUGGAGCUCCUCAACACAAGAAACAAGAAUUGCAUUUUGAAAACUCACAGCAGAGCUUUUCACGUCAAAAAGCCUCCCAUGAAAUGCCUAAAUAUGUAAUGGUGUCUCCUUUUGUUCAGGCUCGUGCUGCGGAAAUGAAAGCUAUGUUGAAGGCAGUUAAGCAGAAGUCUUCCAAUACCUUAGUGUUUCAGUCUCUUCCUAGACACAUGAGGAGGCGAGCAAUGAGUCACAAUAUUAAACGUCUGCCCAGGCGACUCCGUGAGCUUGCCAGAAUAGAGGCAGAGAAACCUGAACAUCAGAAAAAAGAACUCCCAAAGAGCAAGUGCCGUAAAGCUAGGCGACGUCAUACAAACUUGGUGGUAGAGUUCAAUCGCAGGCAAAGGAAGAACAUCUGGUUGGAAACGCACAUCUGGCAUGCAAAACGGUUUCACAUGGUGAAGAAAUGGGGGUACUGCUUAGGAGAUAGACCCACAACCAAGAGCUAUAGGGCCUGCUACCGGGCCAUGACAAGCCACUGCCUCCUUCAGGAUUUAUCAUAUUACUGUUGUUUGGAGUUGAUUGGAAAAGAGGAAGAACUUCUAACAGCACUUGCUCGAAUGUGUAACGUAGAUGCAGGGCCAACAUUUGCAGCUAUUCCUUGUCUAGCUGGAAAGCGUCAGGGUGCUCUUACAUUGUACCAAAUAGACCGAUAUCCUGAAGAUGCACUUGGUCCAGUUACUUUCAUGUGGAAACCCAGGGAUAAGAUUGAUAGUACUUCUGAAAGCAGACAGCUGUGGAUAUGGAUACAUCCAACCUUUAAGCAGGACAUUCUGGCCGAGUUAAAAAGAGUCUUCCAGUGUUCUGAGCCCACUGAAGUCUGUAAUCCUGAACCAGGUGUAACACAAGAAGAAAAUCAAAAGGAUAUUACUGAAAAUAUUGGCCAGAAAAGGAAGAAGGAAGACAAAGAAGGAGAAAUGGUUGUCCCAGUGAAAAAAAUUAUUGGUGAUGGAACCAGAGAUCCCCACCAGCCCUAUUGCUGGACAUCACAAACUACUGGAACUGUUAUAAGAGAUUUAACAAUGGAGAUCCUCAGAUAUCGGUUGAUUGGUCCCCUCUCGCACUGCGUUCUUACAGAGGCACUUAAAACUGCUUCUGUGCAGACUGAACUGGAUUCUACGGCUUCUGAUAUUAACAGUUGGUGGGCAGAACAUUGCAGAAAUCCUGAUCUGAUGGUGCUUCAUAAUCAUCAAGAAGCCAUCUUUGAACUGUUGCAAGGGUUAGGUUCAUCAGACGUUCCAUCAGGUACUGUACUGGGUUUGACUGUUGGGGAUCCUCGAGUGAAUUUACCCCAAAAGAGAUUGAAAGCCAUGCCAGAUCCAGAAAAAUACAAAGAAGGAGAGAAUGUUAAACAGCUGAUUUUAGAAGGUGUGCCUCCUAAGUGUGCACAGAGCUUUCUCUGGGAUCAGAAUGUCCGCAAGAAUGUCAUAGACAAUAAAAUGCCAGAACAGGACUUGAAUCAUCUAAGAAGCAAACUCUUGGUACCUGGAACACAUCUUGACUUGGGCCCUCAAGAAUCCAAGAUUCCUAUACUCCUUGUUCAGGAACCAGGAAAACUGGCUGGAGAAGAUCGACUAGGAUGGGGAAGUGGCUGGGAUAUUUGCUUGCCCAAAGGUUGGGGCAUGGCUUUUUGGAUGUCUUUUAUAUAUCAAGGUGCCCGAGUUGGUGGAUUACAGGAGGCUCUAAAACAUUCCCUGUAUAAAAGAACACCUCAUAUCCCACACGAUUAUCCAGACUCUCCUGCUGGCAUCCAGUUUGCCAAAGUAUUAGAGAGCAAUCUUCUUGAAACGUUUAAGAGACGUCCUCCUGCAAAAAGAGCAAAUUACGUCAAACAUGGGACCUUGGCACCCUUCCACUGUCCCUGGGAUAAGCUCACCCAGGAUUGGGAGGCCAGAAACAAAGCUAAUGGAAAACAGGUACCCACAUUGGACAGUGAGGCUUACACAACUGAAGAACGAGCUUCUUGUGGCCCCAGCUCUGGAGCAUGCAUGGAGGAAUCUCCUGUGGCCAGCAGAUUAGAUCAGCAAACGGAGACAUGCUCCCAAAACAUGCAGAUGGAAGAAGAGAGAAAAGUGACAGAUCUACACAAGAGAGAUGAAGUUACAUCAAGUAGGGCCUUCUGUGUUCUCAGGAGCAGAAAAUUAUUAAGGCAGGUAUCAGUCUGGUGUCGGUCAACAUCUGGCAGAAACCGAAGGGUACAGCACCUUGCUUCCAAGCUGGAUCUGACUGAGGAUGCCCUCUUGCCUAUCUUUCAACAUUAUCCCAGGGCACUUGUGUGGGUCAGCUUGUCCCUCCUCAAAAAAGGUAGCCCAGAAUUACACACAAUGAUUUUCAUUCCAGCAAAUGAAGAUCUGUUACAGCUCAGCAAAGACCACGACUUCUGUGGUCCUCAGGAACCUAAACACAGUGACAGAUUUAAGAGCAAGAUGUCAAAACGAAAAGGAAGGAAAAAGAGAGAACACAAUGGAAAGGUAACAGGAAGUAGUGCCUCUAAUACUAUGAAUGUCACACCAGCUAAACAUGAAGAUCUAGUUCUGGGCUUAUGGCUUGACCCUCUGCCAGAUCUUACAUCACACUGUUCCAGAGCUCUCUUGGGAUUUGUCACUCAAGGUGACUUCUCAUUGGCCUCUGGCUGUGGUGAAGCUUUAGGGUUUGUUAGUCUGACAGGAUUGCUCCAAAUGUUGAUUGAUCAACCAGCAGACAAGAAAGGUCUUGUGUUGUUAAGAAAUCCAGCAUCACUACAGUACAGAUUUGCUAGGCUUACAGUUGAAGUCUAAGUUGGCUUGAAGUUCAUGUAAAAGUACCAAAGAUGCUUUACUCUGAAACUGUACAGACUUCUUAAUUUAGAAAUUUAAGUUCAAAGCUUCCAAAAAUGUACCUCACCUUUGUUCAUAUGUUAAAUGAAAUAGAUGUAAAAGUUCUUCUGUGUUGUGUUUAAUAUCAAAUAUCUCUUCAGUUGCUCAGAGGCAUAUAUAUUGGUAUUCUGAGUGCUUAUACUUUUUUAAAAAAUAACUGGCAUUUGUUGUAUGUUUACACUUUUCUCUCUUCCUCCCCACCCCCCAAAAAAAUAUAAGGGAUUGCCUCAGCUAAGCAAUUCUCUCUUUCCACCUUGUACAGGACACAUUUCCAGUAAUUCUCCUAUAAGUUGUUGAGGCUGACAAUGGCUUCUUGAGCCUAUGCAUAUAGCAAGUAGAGUUUUAAUUUGCUUUAGGACAGAGCUUUUUCUGAAUAUGACAACAGCAUUCCCUCCCCCAUCCUAUUCAAUUAAUACUGAAAGCAUUGUGUCCAAAUCUGUCCCCAAAGUUGACAAUGAUGUUUUUAAAACAGUGAACUCAUUUGCAUGAAGUGUUGGACCCACCCAUCUUAGCCUCAGCUUUUUUGAACAGAUUAUGGUGUGGAUGUGUGUUGCUUGGGAGAAAAGCCUUCACUGUUGUUGAGAGAGGUUGGUUUGACUUGUCCUUUAAACCAUGCUGUAUUUUAUGAUGAAGUGAAAUCAUGUUACCUUGUUUUAAAUAUGAACUGCAUUGCUUUAAAUGAAAGGUGACACACUAAUAAGUAAAUAUACUGGGACACUUAGAAAGCAAUAAACUUGCUCACAAUGCAAAGUAUUUGUUUUUGAGUUUUUAUCUCACUUACGAAAAUAGCCUAGGUUGUGGAGGAGGGAACUCCACUUUUUCCCUAUGGAGACAUCUGAAAUCAGGGAUGGCCAACCUCUGCCCUUCUUCCAACUCACUUCAGCUCCAAUCAACAUUGGCAAUGGCCAAGGAUGAUGGGACUGGUUGUCCAGCAACAUUUGAAGGGCCACAAAUUCCCACUCCAAUUUAGGGGUAGGGACAUAACUCAGUGAUAGAGCACCUGAUUUGCAUACGG
Molecule: messenger RNA, 4551 nt
Organism: Rhineura floridana
Lineage: Eukaryota; Metazoa; Chordata; Lepidosauria; Squamata; Rhineuridae
Gene: POP1
Product: POP1 homolog, ribonuclease P/MRP subunit
Exons: 16
Coding region: 303-3458 (1051 amino acids)
Biological process (GO): tRNA 5'-leader removal
Cellular component (GO): ribonuclease MRP complex; nucleolar ribonuclease P complex
Source: RefSeq, a predicted model, not a curated record